Molecule: messenger RNA, 3087 nt
Organism: Eurytemora carolleeae
Lineage: Eukaryota; Metazoa; Arthropoda; Copepoda; Calanoida; Temoridae
Product: KIF1-binding protein
Exons: 17
Coding region: 36-1688 (550 amino acids)
Molecular function (GO): protein binding
Source: RefSeq, a predicted model, not a curated record
GAUAAAUCUACAUUUUAAGGUCUAAAUAUCUUGCAAUGGGUUGCUUGGAAAACAUUCAGGCAGUCAUCAAUACCUGGCCUGACUCAGAACAUCAGGCAGCUAUAAAGGCUGGGGUACUUGCAGCUUAUGGAGUGCUCAAAGCAGAAACUGAGGAGCUAACUCUCGGAGAGAAGUUUUUAACCAAAUGUUUGGAGCUUUGUGAUGUUGUGAAGGAGGACCGAUACAUAAUCUUGCAGAGAAUUCAAGCAUUAAUUUAUCUAGGUGUGAUCUGGUGUGGAAGAGAAAACUUUCCUCUUGCAAGGGAAUAUCUGGAGAAAUCCUUGAAGGUGUUUUCUCAGUUUCAAGAAGAGAACAGUCAAGACAUAUUCAGACUCAGUGAUCUGUUGAAUUAUUCUGAAUAUAAGCCUGAUAAUCAAGGAAAAUCUCUAGACUCACUUAUCACCCAUGCUUACUAUUACUUAGCCCAGGUUGAAGGAAAAGCCGGGAACAGCAUAAGAUCAGCCGAGCUGUGUCACACUACCCUUAGUCGUCAACUUGACCGGCCUUCCUUUGACUGGAUGGACUGGACAAGAAACUGCGCAACUCUUUCCCAGUUUUACUUAAACCAGGAGAAUUUUACUGCUGCGCGCUAUCAUCUUGCCGCGUCGCUUGUUAUGAUGGACAGAUACAAGGAAGACGAUCUCGUGGUUCAAGAUCUGGAGGAGGAGAAGGGAUCUAAGACUGAGAUGGAGAAGGAGGUGAAGGAGAAGGAUGAAGAGGAUAAAAACCUGGAAGAAGAGAAUGAAAAUAAAGAAUCAAGAAGAGCCACGGAGGGGAUUGUGAGCAGAUUUUGUGCAAAAUAUGGUUUAACUUUACUGGAAUAUUCGCACUGUGCAAAUCUCUCAGGGGAACCUCUUCAAGAUGAAGUUGGAUCAAGAGAUAAGUGCCCUGUGUUUUCUAAUCUAGAUGUAUCAUCAAGACUGGCCGAGGUUACUGAUAAAAGAAUUGAUGACUACGAGACUGGACGAAUUAUAUUCCUGUGGGGACAGCAUCAUGUGACGAAUGCCCAGCUAUAUUACACUAAAGACGAACGAUGUUCAGACUACGUAGAACUAACAAGGGACCUAAGUCAGAUGUACAAACACCUGAUCUACUUUGAAUCCGACAUAGACCGUAAAUGCAAGAUGCACAGAAGAAGAGCAGAUCUGUUAGAGCCCUUGAACAGGGAGCUGUCCCCUGUACAUUAUCUUCUUACAAUCCGGCAGAUACUUUUCGAGUUGGGUGAGAUUUUCAGUGACAUGGUUGACCUGAAGCGAGAUAGAUGGGUCAAACAGCCCUCUAAUAAACAUUUUGCAAGCAAAGUCAAUACUCUAGUCAACCAAGCUAUUCUUUACUUCCAGACAUUUCUGGACACCAUGAAGAUCGAAGGUGCUGAUCCUGUGAAGUAUGUUGAUGAUAACACUAGACCAGCUCUACUAGCUAACUUCUACUUGGGCAGGUUAGCCAGCAAAUAUAUAGUAGAAGAGGGUAGUAACAAGCAACUACAGAAUAUAAACAAUACCUACACCAGUUACAAGAAGAUAGUUGAUUACUGUGUUCAGAAUCCUGAAGCUGUGGAAAAGUUUGGAGAAGAAUUGGAGGCCUGUAAGGAGAUGGUGAGACUCCUUCCUGUAAAAAUGGAGAAAAUACGACGGGGUCUUAUUGUUUGAAGAUGACCUAAAAACUUUUUUAUGUAGAAAUUAUUUAAUUGUCACUUACACAAUUUUGUUCACGGUUUCAAGCAUUUUUUUAAUUAAUGCAUUUCACAAUCACCGGUGUUUUCCCUUGCUUUAAAGGGACUGUACGCGUAAUUUCACGACGUGACCGUCCAUGUAAAGCGGUAUUCUUGACACCUUCAUCUGAUCAAUAAUGUAGAAGAUAUUGUCGUUUUUCUAAAAGUGUUGAUUCUGAUAAUUAUUAUAUGUUUUUCUGUUGCAGAAAUGUGCAAGGCAUGUUUUUAGAGAAAUCCCGAUUAAAAAUUAUGAGAUUAUUUAAUUUUAAACAUUGAUACAUCAUUCUUAUUAGAUCAAACAAACCUUUUAAGAAGCUGGGUACCACUGUGAAUUGGGCAUUGACAUUGUUUUCAUGGAGGGUCACUUGAAAUUACGCUUGCAGUACCUUUAAUGUAAGACGACUCAAAGUCAAAUUCAAAAUGAAAAACGAGUGUUCGAUUAAUUCUUUGUAAUCAAUUUGAUCUAUUUUUGUAAAAUAAUCUAGUUUAACUUUAGAUGUGCGAAAACUUUUUAAUAGUUCUCUUCUUUACGACUGCUUUUGGUGUUUACGAUAAAACUCUUUAUUUCUAUUUUGUUUCUUAUAUCUUUAUUUUUAUUUACAGCAAUACUGUCCAAAUCAAGUGGAAAAUAUAAAAUUUUUAUAUUUCAGUGAAUGAGUGAAUCUUUAUUGAAAGAAUGGAAAACUUGAUUGUAAUUUAAUAUUUUUCACAUUUCUUUUUAAUCUUUUAAAACUUUUUUCUCCUGAGUGUUUUAUUUUUAUCUUCUCAAGAUUUGAAUGGUUUUUUUUCAGAGAAAAAAAAUUGGAUUUUUGCACGGCCGUGCUAUUUCAUUACUCGUUUUAAAAUUUUGAGGAAAAGGGGGAGGGGUCAGAAUAAAAAUCCAAAAAUAAAUAGUUUUUCUAGAGAAGUAAAUUAGUUCUCUCAUUUAAAAAAAAUUGUUUUCUUUAAAAUCCGGCUUGGUUCAAGAAAGGUUUUGAAGGGGGGUGGAUUAAAGGACAACUUUCUGACAAACGAUUGGUAGUCUAAGAGAUGUGUUCACUGUUCAUGGUAGUCUUUUUUUUAUGUGAUGCAUUACAUGUAAAAUUUUCCUCUUUCCCCCCCUUAUUUCCCAGCCAGGAUAGGGUUCAAGGGACUGCAGACUUUGUAUUUGAAAUUACUGUUAUCUCUAUGAAGAACUAGUUUUUUCUUGCAAAAACAAGUUUCUCUUUUUCUUUAUCGGAAGGAUUGGAAAUUCCAGAUCUAUAGAAAUACCUUUCAGUAUUUUCACAUUUUUCUGUUUAUUUGCUCUCAAUGUUCUCAUGGUAUUGCUUUUAUGAUCUCAUCUGUAUGUUUCAGAA